Messenger RNA from Priceomyces carsonii, 1314 nucleotides. RefSeq names its product tRNA threonylcarbamoyladenosine dehydratase. The transcript has a single exon. Gene Ontology annotation, molecular function: tRNA threonylcarbamoyladenosine dehydratase activity; ubiquitin-like modifier activating enzyme activity. NCBI's taxonomy places the organism in Eukaryota, Fungi, Ascomycota, Pichiomycetes, Serinales, Debaryomycetaceae. Gene Ontology annotation, cellular component: mitochondrial outer membrane. The coding region runs from base 1 to 1314 and encodes 437 amino acids. The record is from RefSeq and is a predicted model, not a curated record. Gene Ontology annotation, biological process: cyclic threonylcarbamoyladenosine biosynthetic process.
AUGAACAGGACCUUGACUGUUGUUGCUGCCACUGCUUUUCUCACAGUAGGAAUUGUUGAAGGAAUCCAUAAAUGGAGAGAAACGAAUCAAAAAAAAAAGAAGAAGUCUUCUUUGAAGAAACCUGUUACUGAGACCAAAAAGCGCUACUCCGAAGAGCUCAUAAGGGAGCAGCUUGCAAGAAACUAUGUAUUUUUAUCAGAGAAAGGAAUGGAAAAGGUAAGGAAACAGCAUAUAAUUGUGGUGGGAUCAGGAGGUGUAGGAUCUUGGGUUUCUACUAUGUUAGUAAGAUCAGGAGUGGGUAAGAUCAGAAUCAUAGAUUUCGAUCAAGUGACCUUGAGCUCUUUGAAUAGACACUCAGUUGCUACUUUGGCCGAUGUUGGUACUCCUAAGGUCGAUUGUAUAAAGAAACAUUUGCUAGAGGUGGCACCAUGGGUUAAUAUUGAGACGAGAAACCAAUUAUGGAACUUGGAGUCCGCCGAGGAGUUACUUUUCGGUGAUAGCUUUGAGCCAACAUAUAUAGUCGACUGUAUCGAUAACAUGGAUACGAAGGUAGAUUUGCUAACAUACUGCCACGAAAAUAAUUUGCCAGUUGUGUCUUCGGGAGGGGCAGCUUGCAAGGCAGAUCCCACGAGAAUCAAUAUCAGUGACAUUUCAAAAACAGAAGAAGAUCCGUUGUCACGUAUUGUGCGUAUUCGUUUAAAGAAAAGAGGAAUAAUAACCAAUAUUCCUGUUGUGUUCUCUGCAGAGAAACCCGAUCCCAGAAAAGCGCAACUUCUUCCCUUAGAUGAUGAUGAAAUCAAGAAGGGAGACGUUGACAUGUUAUCUGCACUUCGGAAUUUUAGAGUCAGAAUUUUGCCUGUGAUAGGUACUAUGCCUGCGAUGUUUGGUUUGACGAUAGCUACUUACUUGUUGACUUCCAUCGCAGGCUAUCCUAUUGAGCCAAUUGAAGGCAAAAAUAGAUAUAAGCUCUAUGAUGGGCUUUAUAAUAGCUUAGCUGGGCAACAGUCCAGACUAGGUGAACUUGAUCAAAGGUUUCCAAUAGCAUUAAACGAUGUGAAUUAUCUUUUGGAAGAAGUAUUUCACGGCAAAUCGCCCAUAUCCAAUUACUCCACCAGGUUGACUCUCUCAAGAUGGGAUCCAAAGAAAGAUAUUUCUUUGCAGAAUGUAGUAGUUAUGACUAAGGAAGAGCAGAAAAGACAUGAAGACCGAAUAUUACUCGGUAAUGACUCAAUUGAAGAUGUUUAUUCUCCGGAAGUUUUAGAAAGAGUUAAAGCUAGGUUUGCAGAUGAGAGAUACUACUCACAAUUCAGAUGA